GUCAAUGUGCGGGGGAGGCGUUGGGCAACGGUGAAGCCACAGAGUUGCAUUUCCUCUCCAGAGGCAAAUAGCGCACCGUUGGAAGAGGUGACGGGUGGUUUCGGAGGGAGGUAAGCCCAGCCGCUGCCCUAGGAGCCGACCGAUACUGGAGAGGGUUUUGGCAGCGAGAUCACUCCAGCCUCCGAGAGACUCGACCAGGAGAGGGACAAACGACACUCCCACAGCCCGGCAUGAGGCUGCGUGAAGGGCCAUCUUCCUCUCUUCUCCUACUCUCAAUGCGUGCCCUUGGACACUGGCUUCAAACAAUUCGUUUGCCAGUCUUCACACUACAUCAUUCAAAACUCAUGUCAUGAGUAAGAGUGGCGACAAUUGUGUGGAGUAAAAUUUACACGAGCAAGAACUGUCAGUUUGAAGAUGUAACCAUCAUCCAUUGUACUAAUGCACUAGGUCAUCCCUGUCUUGUCUCCUUGCUUUUUAUGCCAUCCAUAUAUUCCACACUUUUUUAAUUUGCAGAAUUUUUUUAUUUACUUGUUCAAACUAUUAUCCAGGCAAAUGCAUCACAACUGUGCACUAUCUAUGGAAGAGCUACAGAAGGUAUAGGCAGCAGGGCAUGUGCAACAGAAUCAACACUCUGGUGUGCCGUGGUCCUUCAAACGGUUUGGAAAUUCUGGUUUUGAUGGGAAAAAUUAAGUUCAGUGUAUUGCUGCUAAGCCUUGGGAGACUGAAUAAAAUAAUGUUUGCAGAAACACAUGUUUGCUCAAGAUUGUUGUUAGCUGUGUACAGAACUAAGGUGUUGCAUAUAGCUGCCUAGAGCUCUAAGUGGAGUCACAUUUCUCAGUCUGGGAGUAGUUAGUGAUUUUUAACUUCAUGACCCAGCAGUAGCCGAAAACCGCAGAUUACAUUAACCUUUAUGCCAAUGCUGAAUUUAAACCUUUCAAGUGUGAACCACUGUGUGGGAUGGGGUAUUUUCGUAGACCCCCCAAUCCCGUCUUCAAACAAGCAGAUAUCACGCCCACACAUGCAUUCAUGCACUGUAUAAAAGCAGCGGGGCUAGGCAGAGGGCAUGCAACAGACCUUCCAUGCUCUAUCUUCUUUGGCUAGAAGAUGUCAAUGAUGCAGUGCUACAUUGCUGGUUCCGUUAUUGCCCUCAUUCUUUUUGCAGUGGGACACAUUUCUCAGUCUGGGAGUAGUUAGUGAUUUUUAACUUCAUGACCCAGCAGUAGCCAAAAGCCGCAGAUUACACUGCCAUAGAUACCUGUCCCUGUGUACAUCCUGCUUCAGUUUGAGAGAGGCCAGAUAACAAGAACUGCAAUUUAAUACUGUCUCUCAAGCCCACACAGCCACCCACACAACCUCUUUCAUGUAUGGACCCUGUGUAAGUUGGAGUAUUUGGGUAGAUCCCUCCCUGCCCUGAUACUACAAGUAAGUAAACUACAAGCGGACCUCAGACCCACACAUGCACUCAUCCACUGUAUAAAAGCAGCAGGGCUAGGCAGAGGGUAUGCAACAGACUUUUAAUAAUCUAUGGUCUUUGGCUAGAAGAUGUCAAUGAUGCAGUGCUACAUUGCUGGUUCCGUUAUUGCCCUUAUUCUUUUUGCAAGCAGGAUUGAAGCUCUUGGACCAUUUGAUACUGGAGCUGGGAAUACUUACAAAUUGCAAGUUACCCAGGAUGUGUGCCUUGAAAGGGGAUCUAGGAACUACAAUUACCUUCAGUACCUUAUUGUUGGUACUCACCCUUACUAUCCUCUUAAACGAUCUCUGUUACAGUUUGAAGAUCUUCCGUCUACUUGUACACACGUUGACUGGGCCAAACUGUAUGUGUAUUUCGCAUAUGCACACAAACCAAGCUUUCUGUCGGUGACACAAGUACCAUACAUUUCUCGACCACUGCAAGUAUAUCAGGUGAGGCAGAACUGGUCUGAAUCUGAAGCUACCUCAACCUUUCGUGUCUCUGGUCAGCGAUGGAAUCAGCCAUGGCUCGCUCUGGAUGGCAGUGAUGCUGAUCCCAAUGGCCUUCUCUGUUAUCCUGUUACUAUCUACACCAGCAGGCCUGCAGGUUUCAUAGAAUUUGAUAUCACUGAAGCAUUGCGCAACUGGCAAAGUGGAGAUCCCAACUAUGGUGUUCUACUACUGGCAACGAAUGAGAAUGCUCUGGGAAGAGGCAUCAGAUUCUAUAGUAAUGCUAGGGGGAACUCACAACAGCAUGCAUUUGUGAAUGUACUCUGUGACUAGAGAGCAGCCUGUUUGCUAUAUUAUGUAAACUCGCUU
Molecule: messenger RNA, 2268 nt
Organism: Geodia barretti
Lineage: Eukaryota; Metazoa; Porifera; Demospongiae; Tetractinellida; Geodiidae
Source: the annotation of a GenBank genome assembly